Lytechinus pictus (painted urchin) is the source of this 3609-nucleotide messenger RNA. RefSeq names its product radial spoke head protein 3 homolog. Gene Ontology annotation, cellular component: cilium. Lineage: Eukaryota; Metazoa; Echinodermata; Echinoidea; Temnopleuroida; Toxopneustidae. The transcript has 7 exons. The record is from RefSeq and is a predicted model, not a curated record. Bases 1048 to 2256 code for a protein of 402 amino acids.
GACAUCGAGUCUGAGCUAGAGAAUAUCCUUACUUGCUGAAUUGAGGAAACUAAUGAAUUUCUAUUGGACAAAUGGGCAGAGUGUAAGUCUGAGGCAGUGCAAAUUUGGUCUCUCGUCCGGAGUUUCAAACUGAACCUGGUUCUGGAGACAGUCCCAUUCAUGCAAAAAUUUGUUGGCGAAUUCUUUACAAAACAAGAAUUCGCUCUGAAACUUGUAUUGCCGUAACUGUAUGGUCCUAAUAUUGAGCAGGAUAAUUGGCAAUGUGGUCUUCUAUACACUGGCAACCUGACAGUCCUCAGAAUUGUUGAAAAAUACAUUUUUAUUCGUUAAUUCACGCCACUUGUGUUUACGUCUGAAUCACUCUGAUUCUGAAUACAGGAACAUGCCUGUGACCUCUGACCUAAAGAUUUUAUUUUAAUACUGCCAGCUAGCGUUGGACGUCAUACAGUACGUAGGUUGCUAUGCCACCAAUAUUUAUUUAUUUCCUUUGAUAAAAGGCCCGAGUAAAGAAACCAUGCGCAGCUAAAGAAAAUAGUUCUUUAUUGCAUCCAAAAUUUCACCUUAUUUUGGAGUAUCUUUUCCAAUCAUAUCCUUCUGUAGUUUCAUUCAAAGUUUUUAAACAAGAAAUAUUCACUUAAAUGUAAGGUAUCACAUAAUAUCUGAAACGGUUGAAUUUUUAAGUAGUUAUCUCCGGUGAUGCGGCUUCUGUUGCGAACCCAAACAAUCCAAAUCCCGGCACGAGAGUGACGUACACGCAGAAAUCAACGUCUCGCGUGCAUGCAAAAUUAUUUACGUGAAAUUGUAUUCACUCUACGCCAGACCUCCCCGACGACCACUCCUGUGCACGCCGAGUACGACGAAAUUCAGGAGAACUCAGACUUCGCAUUUGACAGCUGUUUUAGUGAUAAAGACAACAAAAACAGAGGACUCAAAUAAUACAACAGAUGAGUGCAUGUGAAAGUUACUUUCUUCUAGUUCAACUGAGUAACUGAAAUAUUGUUUCUACUUCGAUCUUUUCGAUAGAAAGGAUAAAAACAAUCAAGCAAAAUGACGACGGUUUUACCAACACCGCAACAGAAUCAGAAAAAUGGCACCUACACUUUCGCCAGUCAACCGAGAGCGGUUCCUCAGAGGAAAAAAUACAGAGACCCUCUUGCACAAAACCCAGAGCCAGUGCCAAUCGGUAAUAUAAUGUACGACAGGCGAAUUGUCAGAGGAAAUACAUAUGCACAACACACUCUACCUGCGACAGCUCAACCAGAUCCGAUAGAGAUCCAGCGACAACAGGAGAUUAGGAGACGUAAGAUCGCAGCCAAACGAGCCAAGGAUCAACUUAGACCAAGAUCCCCAGAGCCUGUAGAAGGAAGGAAACACAUCGACGUACAGACUGAACUGUACCUGGAGGAACUCAGUGACAGAGUAGAGGAAGCCGAUGUGGAAGCCCAGACCGAUGCCUUCCUUGAUAGACCCCCAACGCCGCUCUUCAUUCCUGCCAAGACCGGCAUGGAUAUAGCUACACAGAUCUAUGAAGGGGAUCUGUUUGACUUUGACAUUGAAGUCAAACCGAUCCUGGAGGUGCUGGUAGGAAAGACCGUAGAGCAGGCUCUACUUGAAGUCAUGGAAGAAGAAGAACUGGCCAAUCUGAGAGCGCAGCAGCGUGCGUUUGAAGAGCUACGCAACGCAGAGCUUGUAGAGACACAGAGGUUGGAAGAACAAGAGAGGAGACAUAGAGAAGAGAAGGAGAGGAGGAUGAAGCAGCAACGGGAGGUAUUGAAGAAGGAGAAGGAAACGGCAGAGAAGAUUGCAGCGAGAGCCUUCGCCCAGAGCUACCUUGCCGACCUUAUACCAUCAGUGUUUGGCACCCUCAACGAUAAUGGUUAUUUCUAUGAUCCAGUGGAGAGGGAUGUUGAACUAGGUUUUGUGCCAUGGCUCAUGGACGAGGUUGCCAAGUGUAUCGACAAAUCAAUUCUUGGAAGGACUGUUCUUGAUGGUAUCGUUAGGGAUGUUGUCAAGGAGAGGAUGGCUGCCUACUUCAAACUGGAAGAAUCGGGAGUCUCGGGACAGACGAGUAACAUUGAAUUGAUCGCCGAAGCAGCUCAACAGCUCUUGGAAGAACAAAUGAACAGCGGCGUAGAGGGACAAGAACCUGCUGCACAAGAGGAAACUGUCGCUGAAGGAGAGAGUAGACCGGAAACAGCCCCUGAGCCAGCCAAUGAGGAUGAACAAGAGGAAGGCGAAGGUGAAGACGCGGAAUGAAGUAUAUGGGACCGACAUUGUCAAUUAUAAAGAAGAAAUUGUCAGCUACGCUCGAGAUUAAUACUGUCUUUAUCACCAAAGCAUGUUCAAGCUUUUUACACAACUGCAUGUUUUGGAUAAACUGAUCUACAAAUUAAAAUAUUACUGAAUACAUCCAUCUGCACUUUAUCAGUGAUGAUAUGUGUAAUAAAGCCCGAAAAUGCAGAGAAUAUUAAGCGAGAUGUAUAACGUGACAUUUGUCCACAAACACAGAAUCAAAUAUAUGGGACUGAGAAUAUUAGCCUUAUACAGGAGAAUCGUCAAAUGUCUUCAUUAACCAAACUGUGUCGCAGCUCUCAGGCUUUUUUAUUUCAAAGUGCAUUUUAUUCAUAAACUGAAGUACAGAUUAUGCAUGAAAUAAUGCAUCAACCUGCAUGUACACAUUCAGUGUUAAUUCGUGGGAUGCCAUCAGAAAAAUGCAAAAUAUGCAAGGUUAUGGAAUUGAAUAUUUGUUCGAGACUUUUGAUGCUGUAGCAUCCACACUGCUGUGCAUGAAUUGAUUUGAAAUCAAUAUAAUGAAGAGUAACUCCACAGUGUACCUGCAUUCCAGAAUGCACUUUUUAUAGAAAAUCAAAAUGAAUUUACUGGAAUUAAAAGAUCAAUUAGCGAAUUCAGUAAAUCAAAUUUGAACUUAUAUGCCGAAUGCCACUCUAUAAAUAUUGGAGCACAUUGUGAAUGUUUUACUAUUACCUGUAAAUAAGAAUGUAUUUAUGUUAUAAACUCAAAUCUAUGUAAAUCAUUCAUGAAAUUGUUCCUUCCAGUCAUUGAGUACCCCCCAUCUUAUUUCCUAGAAAUAGGUAAAUAGCAAAAUCGAUGCCUAGAAUUUCUAAAAUAAAAUGAUUCUGAAUGAUACAAAGUUAGACUUUGUCAUGGGAAGCUGUACUGGGGCCUGUUGCAUGAAUAGAUAUGUAUUAUGGUAGCUCUGUCACCCAAUGGUAAUUUACCAUGGUAACAAUACUCUACAGCUAAUCAGAUUGAAGAAUUCCAUGUGAGCUACCAUUGGAUAGCAAAGGUACCACAAUAGAAACUUUGGGCCAGAUUCAUGAAGACUUGUUACAAUAACAAAUGCAUUAUUUCUAUUAAAAAAACUUAUUUUCAACCAAUCAGAUUGUAGGAUUUCAGUAGCUUUAAACUGUUACUCCAAAUUUGUUAUUGCAACAAGUUUUAUGCAACAGGGCCCCUGGUGUGUUUCUUCUCAUCAGAAUGAAACCAAGUACUUUGUUUACAAAUUCAUGUAUUCAAAACACCAGUACAUUUGUGUGUAUAUUUUUUUGUGACAUGUAUUCAAAUAAAUGAUUGUAUAUUUACACAUGA